Messenger RNA from Haliotis rufescens (red abalone), 1095 nucleotides. RefSeq lists its product as uncharacterized. The coding region runs from base 101 to 868 and encodes 255 amino acids. NCBI's taxonomy places the organism in Eukaryota, Metazoa, Mollusca, Gastropoda, Lepetellida, Haliotidae. The record is from RefSeq and is a predicted model, not a curated record. The transcript is spliced from 7 exons.
CAAAAACCUCUGGUCCUACUUUAUUAUCUGCAGCAGCCCAGCUCUCAAGCAGUCGGAUCUUCAACCUCUCUACGACCAGCUCCCUAAGCCCUGUGUAAUCAUGGGUGAUUUGAAUGUCCACAAUCUACUCUGGGGUGGUACUAACACAAAUACUAAAGACCCGGCAAGAACAAUGGAUGAAAAGUUCUCAGCAGACAUACCGUUGAAGGAGAGGGACGAAGUCGAGAAGGUCUUUCUUUAUUUGAUUGGAGAUGAUGGGACUGGAAGUGAGGACAUCAUUGACAGAUUUUCCCAAAACAGCCAUCAAUACGAAAAGGUUUUGGGAGGGGUGAACUUCACAGGACCCGUUCAGACUGCCCAGUCUGCUGCUGAAUUCUAUCCUAACAACAGAGAGGAUGUUUAUAUUCUUGACGUUGCUGCUGGAACUGGUCAAUGUGCAGAAAAGCUACACUCUCACGGAUUUCGCAGAAUAGAUGCCUUGGAACCGUCAUCAGAAAUGGUUGAACUGUCCAAGAAGAAGGACCUUUAUGGUCGUUACUUUAACGUUAUAUUAGGCGAGAAUGCCUUGGAUAUUGAAAGUGAUACCUACGAUGCUGUGACCAUUUCUGGGUUAAGCGUAAUGGUUAUGAAAAAAAUGCCAAAAAACGCCUUCGAGGAGCUCAUCCGAAUCGUUAAACCAGGUGGGUACAUCAUCAAUACGUCCUUUUACAAGCUCUUCCCGGAAGAUGGCGAUGCCGUAGCGGCCAUAUUUAGAAGGAACGUAAAGGCGCUGGAGUCUGAAGGGAAGUGGAAGCGGGUCCAGCUCAGACACUUCAAAGGAUAUCUGUUCGGUGAUGACGGAGGUGUUGCUGUUCACCAAGUCCUUUAAUGUACAAACGUUUAACUGGAAAAUCGAAACACACGUCGUUCAAUUAACUCUCUGGAAUUCUAAACACUGACUGCUUGUUCAUAACGACACGGUAUUUAUGUUGAUAAUUUGCUAAAAGUUUGAAAUUCUCAACGAUGAGAAAAUUGGUACGAUAAAUGCUCUACAUUUUCUGAUUGCUGGAAAACUGUCACAAUCCCUUCAUGACAAUAAAACAAACUUAUUAUGCA